Messenger RNA from Anguilla rostrata (American eel), 1250 nucleotides. RefSeq names its product trace amine-associated receptor 13c-like. Gene Ontology annotation, biological process: G protein-coupled receptor signaling pathway. The coding region runs from base 1 to 1041 and encodes 346 amino acids. Gene Ontology annotation, molecular function: trace-amine receptor activity. The record is from RefSeq and is a predicted model, not a curated record. Lineage: Eukaryota; Metazoa; Chordata; Actinopteri; Anguilliformes; Anguillidae. Gene Ontology annotation, cellular component: membrane. The transcript has a single exon.
AUGGAUAUUUUGAAACAUCAGGAACUCAAUGCAUCACAAUUCUGUUAUCCAUCAGUUAAUGGGUCCUGCAUUAAAAUCAAUCAGACUUGGGCGGCUCAGUUUAUCUCGUAUAUUUUCUUGGUGGCAGGAAUGAUUUUCACAAUUCUUGGGAACUUGGUUGUCAUUAUUUCCAUUGCACACUUUAAACAGCUCCAUACACCAACAAACAUACUGGUGAUGUCUUUGGCAGCAGCAGACCUGCUACUUGGAAUUGUUGUGAUACCCUUCAGCAUGAUAAGAUCUGUUGACGGCUGCUGGUACUUUGGAGAUGCCUUUUGUUUACUGCACUCCAGUUUUGACCUGUUUCUCACCUGUGCAUCCCUUUUUCAUCUGAUUUUCAUUGCCAUAGACCGCUAUCAGGCCGUGUGCAAUCCACUGCAUUAUUCCACAAGAAUAACCAUCCCCAUUGCAUGGCUCAUGAGUGCUCUGAGUUGGGUAAUUGCAGGUGUAUACUCUUAUGGUCUUCUUUAUUCGAAGGCUAAUGUAAAAGGGCUGGAAGAACACAUUGCAUCGAUAUAUUGUUUUGGUAGUUGUAUUCUGCUGUUCAAUUCGUUGUGGGGGGUCCUGGAUACCUUAAUUGCAUUUUUUCUGCCUUGCUGUAUAAUGAUGGGUCUUUAUGCCAAAAUAUUUUUUGUGGCCAGGGAGCAUGUCAGAAAGAUUGGAGACAUGAAUCAUCGAAAGCAUUUGAAUGAGGAGAAUAAGAACAAACUGUCUCGAAGUUCUGAGCGCAAAGCAGCAAAAACCCUGGGAAUUGUUAUGGGGGUCUUCAUUCUUUGCUGGAUGCCUUUCUUUGUGAACAUGAUAAUUGAUCUGUACACUAACUUGAGCACUCCUUUUAUCAUAGUGGAAGUGCUUUUCUGGCUAGGUUACUUUAAUUCAACGUUAAAUCCUAUAAUCUACAGCUUAUUUUAUCCUUGGUUUCAAAAAACAUUUAAACUUAUUGUCUCUUUGAAAAUAUUAAAUCCAAGUUCUUCAAAUAUGAAUCUAUUUAUUGAAAGAUAAUUAUAAAAUGGCUUCAUGUCUUGCAUUUUUUAAGAGUGAAUCUUUGUUCCAAUCUUUGAGCCAGGCAAUAUUUGUGCCUUGUUCACAUGAUUCUUAAUCUAGCCCUAUUCAUCUGUUAUACAAUACAAUACAAUACUUAUUUGUCCCUCAGGGGGAAAUUUGUUUUCACAGCUUUGCUUUGCAGGCCUCACAUAAAUACAUAGAUACGU